AUGAAACAGAUCGUCUCCAUCUUAAUCACCAUCACAACCGCACUUCUCAUCGCAUACUACGCCAACAGCCAAAACAAUCUGGCUUUGCCAAAGACUGUUCUUCAACAAGCCAGAAUACUUUUCAGCAGCAUCGUACAUCGCGUAUCACCCACGCCCCCAAAGGCUACGACUUCAACAACAACAACAGCUUUCCUCGGACUCCCUCUGAUUCCCUCUCGUUUCGCGUCAACCGCAGCUGAUAUGACCACUCCAAGAGCAAUCAAAUUCUCCUUUCUCGCCCGCGAGCAAUCCGAAGGCGCGGGUGCCGUGGUGCGCCGCUCGGUCGGUACACCCAAACUACGCAAUUUCACACCCUUCCUCAUGCUCGACCACUUCCACAUCCCACCUGGCGCAGGCUUCCCUGACCAUCCACACCGCGGUCAAGAAACCAUCACAUACCUCCUCAAGGGUGGCGUGGACCAUGAAGACUUCGCCGGCAACAAAGGCACCAUUGGACCCGGUGACCUGCAGUUCAUGACCGCGGGAAGAGGUAUCAUGCACGCCGAAAUGCCCGUGCAGACCGAAGACAUCAACGUCGGCAUGCAACUGUGGGUCGACCUGCCUGAAAACCUCAAGAGCUGCGAACCACGAUACCGCGACCUGCGCGCUGCAGAGAUCCCCAUCGCCAAAACUGACGACGGCAAAGUCGAAGUCAAAGUCAUCUCCGGCUGCAGCCUCGGCGUCGAAUCGCUAAAGGACCUCGCCUACACACCCGUCUGGUUACUCGAUGUGACCGUUCAACCCGGUGGGACACUCACCCAGGAACUGCCACCAGGCUGGAACGCUUUCGCCUAUACGCUUGAAGGUGCCGUGACAUUCUCAAAUGGUGCCGAUGCUACUAAAUCCGAGACCGUCACUCCCUACCACAACGUCGUCUUCGAACAGGCCGGUGACGUCGUCACCGCCUCUGUCGAAGAUGGUGCCUCCGAACCGGCCCGCUUCAUCUUGGUCGCUGGAAUGCCUCUCGAUCAGAACGUCGUACAGUACGGGCCCUUUGUCACUACCAGCAAAGAAGCCGUCUAUCAGGCCAUGAUGGAUUUCCAAACCGCAAGCAAUGGGUUUGAGCGUGCGAGGAAUUGGGAGAGUGAAAUUGGAAAGAGUAUGGGACGGGUGAGAUGA
Molecule: messenger RNA, 1158 nt
Organism: Rhinocladiella mackenziei CBS 650.93
Lineage: Eukaryota; Fungi; Ascomycota; Eurotiomycetes; Chaetothyriales; Herpotrichiellaceae
Exons: 1
Coding region: 1-1158 (385 amino acids)
Source: RefSeq, a predicted model, not a curated record